GACGCCUACUGCAGGUUGAUUGUUGAGUGUACUUGACCUUUGGCUAUGAAGAAACAAAAAUAUUGUAAAUAUCUAAUAGAUCUCUUCAAAAAAGACAAAACACUGAAAGAUAAUGAGGAAGAAUUACGUGACCUUAACUGGUAUCAAAGAUUAGUAAAGAAAGCUUAUCCAUUGGGAUUUCUAUUUGAGUUGAAAGCUUUACUUCGUCUCGCAAUACCAAUUUCUAUUUCUUCAGUGUUCACGUACACAAUUGCACCUGUCAGUAUGGCAUUCUGUGGUCACUUAGGCAAAUUUCAACUAGCCACAAUGGGUUUGGCCAUGUCAGUAUUUAGUGUUUGUGGUAUGUUUGUUAUUCUUGGAUUGCUCACAGCAUGUGAUACGUUAUUUUCUCAGACGUAUGGAAGUACAGCAAAAGAUAAAAUGGUACUUCAACUAUACAGAGCUGUUGUUUUGAUUUCACUAUGUUGUAUUCCAUCCUGUGCCUUGUAUUUAAAUGCUGAGCCAAUCCUACUGUUACUUGGACAAAAUCCAAUUAUUGCUAAGGGUACUGCUGACCUACUGAUCUAUCUAAUACCGGCACUUUUUUUUGGUGCAUUAGGACAACUGUUAAUCAAGUUUGUACAGACACAAAACUGCGUCUAUGCUCCGUUGUUUAUCAUGAUCCUGGUCAAUGGUGUCAAUGCACUAAUGCAUUAUAUACUAAUUUAUCUAUUGAAAAUGGAUGUCAGUGGUUCACCGAUAUCUCAAGCAACAGCAUAUGCUUUUGAAGUGAUAUGCUUCAUUGUCUACAUCAAAUUUAAGGGUAUUUCAAAAAAUAUGAACUUCAAACCUACAUUGGAAAUAUGGGAUGACUGGAGUACAUGGUUUCGCCUAGCAAUUCCUGGUCUAAUUAUGGUGAGCCUUGAAUGGACUAUUUAUGAGAUUGGCGGUUUUGUUGCUGGAACUUUGGGGGCACGUGAAUUGGCUGCGCAAACUAUCGUUAUAACUAUUGGAAGCGUCUGUUAUACAUUGAUUCCACAUGGUGUCGGUAGUGCAACAGGUAUACGUGUGGGUCAAUAUCUUGGUUCAGGAUCUGCUAAAGGUCCUCAUUCGGUGUUCAGUGUAGCGAUAACACUAGUUGGCGCUUGGGCUCUUCCAUAUUUGGGAAUACUAAUUGCUCUGAGAUGGCAUCUACCAAAAAUUUUUACAUUUGAUAAUGGUGUCAUUGAACUUGUUGCUGAAUUAAUGCCAAUUAUUUCAGUCUUCCAAAUUGUCGAUGGGGCAAAUGGUGUCUGUAGCGGUGUCCUGAAAGGGUCUGGCUUGCAAAAUGUCGGUGCAGUUGUAAAUAUUGUUUGUCUUUAUAUUUUGGCUGCACCACUUGGAAUUUGUUUAGUGUAUUUAGCUAAGCUCAGAUUGAGGGGAAUUUGGAUUGGUUUAAUAAGCGCAGCAACAAUACAAGUAUCAACACUAUGCGUUAUUUGUUUUAAAUUAAAUUGGACGACACAAAUCAAGCUGGCUCUUCAAAGAAUCAAGGCUGAGAAUGAUUCUUCUGAAUUACCUACUAAAAACCUAGGUGAACUUUACGCCACAGGAAUUUUGAAAGUUGAAGAGGGUGUUGAUCUAUGGAGAACUGUUUUCAAGACUUGUAUUGUACUGGAUUUCUAGGUGAUGGGAAGAUAGUCUGUCGGAAUUUAUUGUUUCCAGCUAACUUUUACCAGAAGUCUGACUGAUGUAUUCUGGACUGCGUACAGUCUAACCAUUUUACAUCAUAAACACUAUUCGGUGAUGAAUCGUGAAGAGUUUUGUCUUCCAGAUUUCAUACGCUGUGAGUGACUGUUAUUUGAUGAGUUGUCGUUGCAAAUGAUGCAGAAGUACUUUCCCAGUCAUAUGUGAUUUUUAUCUCUUUCAUAAGCAAAAGUAACCGAGUAACAAUUCAUUUAAAGGAUUUUCGUUAUAUCCUUUGAUAUCUUUUUCAUCUUUUCCACCAUUAGAAUCUGUUCUCAACUUAAAAAGUUCAAACCUUUACCCUGAUAGGGUGUGAAGACUUGAAAAUUUCUAUAGGUCCUGAAAAUGAUCAUACUGAAAUUUUCACCUUUCAGCCUAACUAAAUAAUUAUUAAAAUCUGAUCUGGUGUAAUUCCAGGUUUGCGAUUACUCUGAUAUACCUAUUAGUAUUAAAUAGUUAAGCACAAAUGAAAACAGAAUUCUGUUGCAUCUAUUAGGAAAUACAAUUACCAACAACUGUGAAUACAAUAUACUGUACGUUCAAAUUAUUUUGAUUCCAAUAAAUCUUCACUUGGUUUGGAUAUUCAGACAAGAGUAGUCUAGCUGGCAAAGUUACACAACCUGUUAUCUGAAUGAGCUUUAAUUCCAUGUACAUGGGUGAUAGUUUUAUGUUCAUAAAUGUAACCUAAAGUUUAAUCAUGAAUUUCAUCCUGUAAACUAAUCUGAAUAGUUUAGCUGGAUCCUGAUUGUUUUCUAAGUUCAAAAUCAUGAAUAUGAUUCAUCGAUACACACUUUUAAAAGCGUGAACAAUAUCUUUCAUUCUCUCAGUUUUUCAAAAACAGAAAAUCCUGUUAUUUACAAAACUACUACUGGAUUUAUAUGUUAACAGUAGCCCUGGAUCUUUCAGAUCUUUACAGAAAGAAAUUCUCUAUAUUGUCUUAUGAAACAAUCCUAUAUUUAUACUUACGAACACCUGCUUUCUCUUGAAAAUUUAUAAUGUGCUGACUAGAUUUCAAGGAUUUCAUAGAAUUCAUGUUUCCUCGUAAGAUAAGGACAAUAACGCUGCUCACUUUGAUAAUAAUAUGAUGAAUACGUUCUUCAAUGUUUUCAAAAAAUUUAUUACUGCCCCGAAAUGUUUAUUAUGAAAAAAUUUGAAGUCGGUGGGUAGACAGCUGAGUUUUUAUUUAAACUCUAAGUCCCAGAUUGUGACUAUUUUAAAGGGGCUGCUAAGAUUAUUAAUACCAUUCUUCACUUACUGUAAUCGUACAAUAAAUCAUCUGUUGGUUCUCGAAUAAACAACUAGAAAAUAAACUUACUGAACAUAGUCCUCCAAGUUAGCUUUAUUCUACUUUGAAUUACUGCAACAAUUUAAGAACUCUUCGAUUACAAACGUUAUUACUUUACGCUAUCAAGCAAAAAUUAGUUGAAAUUAGAUCAUAAAACAUCACUUACAAAACUAGAAUUAAAUGGCAAGAACAUUUAUUCCUUUUGCUACAGUUACGUUAUUCUUUUUUAAUUUAUUUCUUAUUUCCAAAACAAAAAUAAUAGAUGAUACGCUCUCGGUAAAGCAUAGUCAACAAAAUGAACUGACAGUAUUGAGCAAAAACGAAUCUACAUUGUCAAAAUCAAAAGUUCAUACAAUUAACAAAACAAUAAUUAGAAACAGAGCUAUAUUUAUAUUAAUUUUACUUUUACUACUUAUAUCUAGUAUCUUGUGCCGAAUAUUUCUGAAUUUACCUGAUUUCUUUGGUGUUUAUUGUGUUUAUAGCAAUGAUACAUUUAUAAAUAUUAACAGUAAUCAUUUCAAUGGUAAUUGUACAGUGGUUGUACCAUAAAAAAGCAAACAAGUUGAUUCCAGUACCUACCAAUUAAAAACAGAAGUUAGUUGAAUAUGAAUUUACACCCUGAAAAUUAUUCAAACUGAAAACUAAAUUUUCCCUAUUAACAUGAAGUAAAUAAACAUUAUCCGAGUACCUUAACAUU
Molecule: messenger RNA, 3686 nt
Organism: Heterobilharzia americana
Lineage: Eukaryota; Metazoa; Platyhelminthes; Trematoda; Strigeidida; Schistosomatidae
Source: the annotation of a GenBank genome assembly